Messenger RNA from Amphiprion ocellaris (clown anemonefish), 2050 nucleotides. Its product is annotated as protein-serine O-palmitoleoyltransferase porcupine-like. Lineage: Eukaryota; Metazoa; Chordata; Actinopteri; Pomacentridae. Gene Ontology annotation, biological process: lipid modification; Wnt protein secretion; protein palmitoylation. The record is from RefSeq and is a predicted model, not a curated record. The transcript has 13 exons. Gene Ontology annotation, cellular component: endoplasmic reticulum; membrane. Gene Ontology annotation, molecular function: palmitoleoyltransferase activity; Wnt-protein binding. The coding region runs from base 63 to 1406 and encodes 447 amino acids.
ACGAAGAAGAAGAAGUCAAGCUACGGGCAUACAUUCCCCUUCUUCUACAGCUCAGGAUAGACAUGUCCAGCAGGCUGGCAGUGUGGCAGCAGCUGGCUGAGAGCUGUGGUCUCAGUACAGUCCAACAGGGCCUGCAGCAGGUCUGGAGGCUGCUGCUCCUCUGCCUGAUCUGCAGACUCUGCUUCAGAUUGGGUGUUGCAUCCACUGUGAAACAUGUAGUGUCAGUGCUGGCUGGGAUGUAUGGCCUCUUCCUGUUCUUUGAGCUGCAUAUGCUGUGGGUGCUGUUGCUCAGUGUGCUCUGUUACCUCAUUCUGCUUCUUAGCCGACACUCCAGCAGCAGAGGCAUCUUCCUCUCAGCCGUCAUCCUCAUCUACCUCCUAAUUGGAGAGCUGCAUUUAAUCGACAUUGUGACCUGGCAUAAAAUAAGAGGGUCUCAGAUGGUGGUGGCCAUGAAGGCCAUCUCUCUAGCCUUUGACCUGGACAGAGGAGCAGUGGGCCCCCUCCCCUCCCUAGCUGAAUUCCUGGGCUAUACUCUCUUUGUGGGCACCGUUGUCUUUGGCCCUUGGAUCAGCUUCUCUAGUUAUAAAAACGCUGUUGAAGGAACAAAACUGAGCUGGUUGUGGCUGUACAGUUCCUCCCUGAGCCUCCUGAAGAGUCAGACCUGUCUGCUGGUCUCCACCUGCAUUGCCCCCUAUCUAUUCCCUUUGUUCAUCCCAAUACAUGGAAACUCAGUCACAGAGAAGUGGCUGCGUGCGUAUGAGAAUGCAGUAUCCUUCCACUUCAGUAACUACUUUGUGGGUCACCUCAGUGAAGGCACAAGCAUGCUUGCAGGAGCAGGCUUCACUGAAGAAAAAGAUCACAUCCGAUGGGAUAUGAGAGUGGUGAAACCUCUGAGUGUGGAAAUGCCUCGCUCCAUGGUGCUGGUAGUGACAUCCUGGAACUUCCCCAUGUCCAGAUGGCUGAAAACAUAUGUCUUUAAAAAUGCCAUGAAACUGGGAACUUUCCCAGCCAUCCUGGUGACAUACACAGCCAGCGCCUUACUGCAUGGUCUGAGUUUUCACCUCGGAGCUGUUCUUCUCUCUCUUGGAUUCAUCACAUAUGUUGAACAUGUCCUUAGAAAGAAGCUUGCAUGUACCUUCAGUGCCUGUAUCCUGUCCAGGCCCUGUGCCUCUGACUGCAGCCAUCGGCACAAAAAGGAAUAUUGGGUGAUGUUGCUGAAUCUUAUUUUCAGCUUGCUGGUCAUCUUCCAUCUCACUUAUCUGGGCUCCAUGUUUGAUCCUGGAGUAGAUGAACAGGAGGUAGAGGAGGGCUAUGCAGCCAGCCACACCAUCCAGAGGUGGUCUCAACUGAACUGGGCGAGCCACUGGGUUGUGUUCGCCAGCUGGGUCUUUUACCGUUUAAUUUAGAGAUGUUGUUGGAGCAAGUGAGAAGACUGGCAAGCACCACAAACUUGACUGUAAAAUCAGUCUGUCGCUGAAUAUCAGGAUGCUUUUUCUAAUGGUUUGAUGGUUUGAUCUGCUCGAAUGGGAAGAGCUGUGGGACAGGUGGAGUUGUGCAGAGUUGUUUCCCACAGAUGAUGCUUUGGAUAUGCAGGAGUUUGGAAACAAAACUCUUCUGACUUAUUUGGAAAUUUGACCUAUACAUUUUAAGGACAAAUCAACGUGAACUUAAAUGUAACAAUCGGAUGGUUUAGUUUCAAUGAAAAUAUGAAUGGAAGAGAAGAGGACACUACACAUAAGACCUCCUAACAGACCUGACAGACAUUCCCUUACUUUGGCUUUGAGACGGUUGUUUGGACACAGGUAUGGUAAAAUAUGUUUGGUCAGAACUACUAUGUAGAUACAGUAUUUCUGUUGUAAUGCUGGUUGACUUUGUCCAUGUCCAAAAACAUUUCAACAGUUCAGCGUUUUUAAGUGUAGAUAUAUGCAGAUUUUAGAAGGGUCCAUAACCUUCAAAUGUUUCUUGUUACAACUGUUUUUUGUUUUUUUACAGCUGAUGUUCUACUUUUUUAAAAUUUUAUUUUAUUAAAUGUUUCUGUCAUUGUAAACAA